CCACCGCCUCAAUUCUUGCUUUUGACCCCAUUCAGAGCCUUUUGGCGAUCGGUACCCUAGAUGGCAGGAUUAAAGUGAUAGGUGGUGAUGGCAUUGAAGGACUUUUCAUGUCUCCUAGACAACUUCCUAUCAAACACUUAGAGCAUAACCAGCAACAUGCAUGAGUAAAAUCUGGCAAAAGUUACCUAGUCCAAGAGCACCUGGCAUCAAAUGCUUGGGCUUAUUUGGAGGAUGCAGUUUCUAUCUCCAUUGGCCAGUUACAGGCAAUUUAUUUGAGCCACAGCUAUAAUAGAACUGGGGAAUCUACAUGAAGUGGGCUUGAGAAUCAAGUACUUGUUGAUGUAGAAGAGCUCUGAUGUGAAAUGACUUAAUAUGUCUUGGUUCUACGCUCAUGUUAUCCAAUUUACUGUCUUCCUUAUUUUAGUACAGACAAAAUAAUUUCCGUAUUGUAAGGAAUGAUUUCCAUUCAAUGACAUUAAGCAAUAUUAAUGGGAGAAAAAUUUCGAUUGCUUUUACCCUGAAGAAACAUAGCUUUUACAUGUCAUUUUGUUAGGGGAGAAGGGGGGAGAGAGAGAAAGAGAUUGUCUUAUGAGGUCUUGAUACAUUUUACUAUCCAGUAGCUGUGGAUAUAUGUUGUUGCUGUCUUCGAUCCUCUUUCUUUUGUUUUGCAUUUUUUAGGUGUUACUUAUGGCAUUUUUUCAUACAAGCUGCCAUGUGUGAUGGCUUUCUUUGUUCAAUAGUGAACAUAUUGAAUGAUGUGUUCUUUUUAGAUUAUACGAUCUUGUUUCGGAUGGUUGAGCUUGAAGAAGUAAGGAGCAAUUUGGUUAAAUGGACACUUAUAUAAAAUGAUUAAUGAGCUUUGUGAAAUUAAUCUCUGAUUUUGCAGCAUCAUGGUUGCGGUUUUGGGCUUGUAGUGUAUGCUUUGUCUGCUAGGUUGAUGGAAGUAGAACUUUGUUUUGCUGCACAUGCUUGUAUAGCACUUAGAUAGCCUCUCGAAAUUUCCUUUACUGAUCACUAAUUGUUAAUCUCUUGUCUGACAGUUCCUGAGGAACCAGGGAAUCUUAGUCAGUAUCUCGAAUGACAACUACAUUCAGGCAUGAACCAACAGGGGCUUAGGCCUCUUCUUUGGGAUUUCUGACUUAGGAUAAAUGAAGUUUAAUCAAGCAAAAAAAAUUUGUUGUAUUGUUUAUGGUUCUUCAUAGGUGUGGAAUCUGGAGAGAAGAAGCCUAGUUUCUUGUUUACAAUGGCAAUCAAACAUUACAGCUUUUUCUGUGAUCACAGGCUCCAACUUCAUCUACAUUGGCGAUGAUCAUGGCUUGCUUUCUGUACUAAAGUGCAAUGCUGACAGUGGAGAACUUUGCCAGUUGCCUUAUCAUAUUCCUGCAACUUCUAUAAGCAGUAACCCCUCAUUCCUUUUCUGAAUGAGGUUUCGGGAAUUUCAUUUCCAGAUGAUCAUCAUAUGAUUGUUGGAGUUCUCCACCAACCAUGUCCAUCAGGGGAUAGAGUACUUAUUGCAUAUGAGUGUGGGCUGCUUACUCUUUGGGAUGUUACCGAAGGUCAGAUUCUUUUCAUUGGAGGGGGUAAAGAUCUCCAUUUGAAGGAUGGAUUUGCCAAUUCUGCUAUCAAAGAGGAUAAUCUUUCAGAUGAUACAUCUGGAUGCUAUCUUGGGGAGAAAGAAAUCAGUGCUCUAUGUUGGGCCUCUGGUGAUGGAUCCAUUGUUGCUGUGGGAUACGUAGAUGGAGAUAUUUUGUUCUGGAAAACAUCAUCUUCUUCCGUCAAUAAAGCCCCGGUGGCCAAUUUACCAUCAAGUGAUGUCGUUCGGCUGCGAUUGUCAUCUGAGGAAAGGAGACUCCCUGUCAUUGUCUUGCAGUGGUUUCCAACCAAGAAAUCUCACAACUAUAACGGCCUUCUCUUUGCCUAUGGUGGUGAUCAGAUAGGGGCCGAAGAAGUUUUGACAGUUUUAAAUCUUGAAUGGUCAUCAGGGGCAGAAAAUCUGAGAUGUACUGGUCGUAUUGAUCUCACCUUAACUGGCUCUUUUGCGGAUAUGAUUUUGUUACCAAGUGUGGGAGCAGGGGGUAAUCUUAGUGCUGAUCUUCUUUUAUUGACCAAUCCUGGGCAACUGCAUUGUUACGAUGACUCCUACCUUUCUACCUUGAUGUCUCAACACGAGAGAAAACUUUCCGUUCCUGCUUUAGAGUUUCCUACAGUAAUACCAGCGAGAAAUCCAUUGCUUACUUCCGCAAGGCUUUAUAAGUUACCAGAAUGCUCAUCAAAGGAUCUCUCAAAGAUAAGUUCAGUGGCCAGACCAACUGCUUCUGUACAUGGUGGAUCAGAUAGGCCCUUGACUGGAGGUGUGCCCUGUCAAUUAUCAAGUACCGAAGAGAGUGGAAUUGGUAGAGUCUACAUAGGUGGAUAUCAAGAUGGAUCUGUGAGGAUGUGGGAUGCGACGCACCCUAUCUUGUCUUCUAUUUUUACUUUGCAAGGACAGGUGCAAGGUAUUCAAGUGGCCGGUUUAACUGCACCAGUUUCAUCUUUAGACUUGUGUGUUUUCACACUGCAUUUGGCUGUUGGCAACGAAAGUGGCUUGGUGCUCAUAUAUAAUCUCAAGAGCGGGACAACCGAUAAAAACUUUCACUUCAUAACAGACUCUAAACAUGAAGUGCACCCUUUGCUUUCAGAAGAGGCAUGCCAGUGUAAAGCUGUUUUUUCUCUUUUCAACUCUCCUGUUCAAGUACUACAGUUUGUGAAUCAUGCAACCAAACUCGCUGUUGGAUUUCAGUCUGGUCAGGUGGCAGUGCUUGACAUGGGUCCAGUGUCAGUUUUGUUCUGCUCAGACUGUUCAUGUGGUUCCCUCUCACCUGUCGUUUCCAUUUGUUGGAGAUCAUCCAGUAACACUGAUAAUAUGCUGAAGAGCCAAAAGACUGUGGAAGUGAAUAUGCCAACUGAUCCUAUAGAUGAACUUGUAUUUGUAUUGACCAAGGAUGCAAAGAUUCUUAUUAUAGAUGGUGGCAUGGGUAACCGGAUCAGUUCUCGUCCACUGCUCUUGAAAAAGAAAUCUAUUCCAAUUGCCAUGUAUGUUAUAGAUGACCACAUUUCAGUCUCUUCAGAGCAGUCAGCUAAGGACACUUCGUCCAGGAAAGAUGCUACUACUGAAGGCAAAGUUGCAAAAGGUUUACAUGAGACUGCACAGCUUAAAUCCUCAAAAGAUGCAUUUUCAGCUGGGAGAUUGCUGGAUUCGCUUUUACUGCUAUGCUACGAAGAUUCCUUGCGCCUGUACUCAACAAAAUCUGUAAUUCAGGGAAAUCAUAAAACUAGUUGCAAAGUGAAACAUGCAAAACCUUGCUGUUGGACUUCAACUUUAAGGAAAGAGGGGAAAGUUAGUGGGCUGGUCGCACUGUACCAGACUGGAGACCUUGAAAUCAGAUCUUUGCCUGAUUUAGCUUUGGUGAAAGUAAGCUCUUUAGUGUCAAUUCUAAGGUGGAAUUUCACGGCAAACAUGGACAAGAUGAUGGCUUCUGACGGUUCACAGAUUGCGCUGGCAAAUGGGUGUGAAUUGGCUCUCAUCUCUCUGGAAGAUGGCGAAGAUGAUCUCAGGGCCAUGGGAGCUUUGCCUUGUCUCCAUGAUCAGGUUCUUGCUGCUGCUGCAGAUGCUGCAGAUGCUGCACUCACUUUCUCUAGUCAGAAGAAAAAACAGGCUUCUGCACCAGGAAUCCUGAGGGGCAUUGUGAAAGGAUUUAAAAUGCGAGAAGCGGAAAACAAGGGGAAACAUUCUGCGACUUCAAAAUCUGAUGUUACUCAUUUAGAGGAUGUAUUCUCAAAACCUCCAUUUGUGGACCAGUUACCGACACUUAGAAAUAAUCAGGAAAUUGUGGAUCCAUCUUCUGGCACAAAUGAUCAGGAAGUGGAGCUUAGCAUAGAUGACAUUGAAAUUGAUGAUCUUGCACCAAUGGCAUCUGCUUCAGUCUAUAAACCCCAAAAUAAAGACAACAGAACGGAAAGGGAGAAGUUAUUCGAAGGGGCAACAGAUGUCACGGAACCUAGACUAAGGACACCUGAAGAAAUAAUUGCUAAAUAUCGGAAAAGGGAUCCAGCUGCAGUGGCUGAAGAGGCAAGAAACAAGCUUCUUGAAAGGCAGGCGAAGCUGGAGAGAAUCAACCAGCGCACUGCAGAACUGCAAAGCGGAGCUGAAGAUUUUGCUUCACUAGCCAAUGAGCUUGUCAAGGUCAUGGAAAGGCGAAAAUGGUGGCACAUAUGAGCAAAACAUACUGUUACUUCACUAUGCAUCCAUCCACUGGUGGCUAUCUUAUUCAAAUACAUGGGUGGCCACCAAUUGAUGUCCAAAUGAGCGUGCAGAUGGCAUCAACUAGGAAAGUGGAGCUUGUCAGUCAGGAGGUGCAAAAAGGUAGAUGCCACUGUUCUCUCCUGAAGCUUUUCAUGUAAAGCAAUGAAUAGUCAUGGACUGUUCUUUUUUCUUGGUAAGAUAGUUGAUGGAAAAAUGUCAUUGAGCUGAUUUUUGACUAUGAGAUAGGAGAAGUACUGGGUAUUGUGAAAUAAAUAUCAAGAAUACGAAUUAUGUUGUGCAAGUAAAUAUUGAUCGAUGGUUCCUAGACCA
Messenger RNA from Eucalyptus grandis, 4612 nucleotides. RefSeq lists its product as uncharacterized. The coding region runs from base 1460 to 4255 and encodes 931 amino acids. Gene Ontology annotation, cellular component: plasma membrane; cytoplasm. The transcript has 22 exons. NCBI's taxonomy places the organism in Eukaryota, Viridiplantae, Streptophyta, Magnoliopsida, Myrtales, Myrtaceae. The record is from RefSeq and is a predicted model, not a curated record. Gene Ontology annotation, molecular function: GTPase activator activity; syntaxin binding; myosin II binding. Gene Ontology annotation, biological process: regulation of exocytosis.